AUUGAUAAAUGUUACGCUUGGAGUGCGAGAUUCAUGUAAAUCAUGAUAAUCAUCCACGUUAAGAAUUAAAAAAGUAAAUUUAUUUUUUAAAUUAAUAUUUGAAUACUCAUAAAUUACAAAAUACAUGAGUUUUCUAACAUUAUAUGAAAUUUAUUUUUGAACUGUUUGUUCAUGCGCCGCAACUAUUUUUUUCUUGUUAUAUACAGUUUUAUAUGUCACGCUUAUGCCCAUUAAUUGUAUUAAUUCCAACUGUUGAUGUACCAGUACCAGUAAUAUACAAUCCAAUAGCAGCUUUUGUCGUUUGUUUCGCAAUGCUGCCAUUUGAUAACAAAGCAUCAUCACUUUUUGCCUUAAUUGCUGUCUUGUUUUUUUUUUACUUUUUUCAUCGGGGUUCAUAGAUCUAAAUAAAAAACCAUAAAGCUCUGGAUCACGAGUUUCUAUUAAGCAAACAUGAAUGUUUGGGUUUGGCGUACUACAAAGCGGGCAGAUACAACAGCAGCAGCAGCAAAUCCAACAACAAAUUCAUCAACAUUUUGAUUUUUAAAUCGGUAAAUUUCCAUUGAUGCCAGUAAAGUACCCUUGUCAUGCGUCCUAUUUAAUUAAAAAAUUUUAAAAAUUUGUAAUUAAUUGAUUUUGAGAAAAUUAAAUUUUACAUUACAAUUGUUGAUACUUAAAACUUUUCCAAUUCCUUUAAUCUGCAAUUCUAAGGUUCUAUAGUAAUCACAUUAUUUGCUGCUUGAUCUAUUUCGUAUUUAUUAUGGUUUAUGUGUGCGUUCUGGCCGACGGUAAGAAUGACCGCAACAGAUCGUAUCAUCUAAAAUUUUUUUUCUUUAUUCCAUAAAUUGUUAUUUUUAGGUUCGGUGAUCAGGGGCUACGAUAG
Messenger RNA from Rhizophagus irregularis DAOM 181602=DAOM 197198, 880 nucleotides. The record is from RefSeq and is a predicted model, not a curated record. Lineage: Eukaryota; Fungi; Glomeromycota; Glomeromycetes; Glomerales; Glomeraceae.